Molecule: messenger RNA, 410 nt
Organism: Drosophila yakuba
Lineage: Eukaryota; Metazoa; Arthropoda; Insecta; Diptera; Drosophilidae
Gene: UQCR-6.4L
Product: cytochrome b-c1 complex subunit 10
Exons: 2
Coding region: 72-293 (73 amino acids)
Biological process (GO): mitochondrial electron transport, ubiquinol to cytochrome c
Cellular component (GO): mitochondrial inner membrane
Source: RefSeq, a predicted model, not a curated record
ACAAGCUGGCCCGACGCUUUACUUCUAAAAUUCAAUAUCAAGCAAAGUACUUUCAGAAUCUAAAAAUCACAAUGAGUUUAAAGAAAAAAGCGUGUGGCCUAUGGUGCAGGCACAAACCUACGGAAAACCAGAAAGCAUUGGCCUUAGCCUUCGCACCAUCAGCCGCCACCUUUGGGCUGGCUGCAGCAUUGGCUGUUGUUUAUUAUACCGAUUGGAAAGUAAUUGCCGGAUGGAUUCCCCUAUACAAUACCAAGUUUCCCAAGCCCGAAGACCCAAAGAAAAAAAAUAAAUAGGAAAUGAACGCUGCAGCAUAACUUAUUUUUAGUCUCUAUGGUUGAACAAAAUCGUACUCUCGAAGAUCGUGCAUUUUGGGGAAAAUUAUUCAAAUAAACUGUUUUACUGGUAUUCAA